AUGCCGCCUCCCGUGGAGGAGUGGUCGGAUGAGGAGUCGGGCGACAUUCCAUUCACCACCGCCCCGGAAACCAAGGAAGCUACAAACAAUGUGGAAGAAGAAGAAGAAGAAGAGGAGGAGGAUGAAGAUGACGACAAUGAAGAGGGAGUCUUCGUCGUUGAGGAAAUCAAGAAACACCGAUAUGAAGUGGAUGGUACACUCUUUCUAUUUGUGAAAUGGAAGGGCUGGCCAGCGAUCAAAGACCAUACCUGGGAGCCUGAAAUCGGACUCAAGGAUGGUGCUGAGGAUAUGCUGGAUGCGUAUUACAAGAAGAUCGGCGGUAGACCCGAGAAGCCAGCCGAGAGGGGGGCUAAGGGCCCCGGCAGGAAGCGCAAGUCCAUGGCGGGAAAGAAGGAGACACCGACUACCACCCCGACUGAGACUAAGAGGCGUCGCCAAUCCGCACCAAAGAACGAGUCCAAAGACGACGUCAAGGCUGACGGAAACACCCCGGCAGAGAGUGAAGACGACGAGUCGUCCGACUGGGUGCCCAAGAGCCAAAACUGGGACAAGGAAGUUGAAUCUGUCGAUACCAUUAUUCGUGAUGCCAAUGAUCAAGGGCUUUAUGCUCUGCUCCUCUGGACAAAUGGCAAGCGGUCGCGGAUUCAUAUCCAGAGUUGCUACGAGAGGUGCCCAAUGAAGAUGCUAAAGUUCUACGAGAAGCACUUGGUUUUCAAGGACGGUUGA
Messenger RNA from Penicillium waksmanii, 726 nucleotides. RefSeq names its product chromo domain-containing protein. The record is from RefSeq and is a predicted model, not a curated record. The transcript is spliced from 6 exons. Gene Ontology annotation, molecular function: chromatin binding. Gene Ontology annotation, biological process: negative regulation of transcription by RNA polymerase II; chromatin organization. Bases 1 to 726 code for a protein of 241 amino acids. Lineage: Eukaryota; Fungi; Ascomycota; Eurotiomycetes; Eurotiales; Aspergillaceae. Gene Ontology annotation, cellular component: nucleus; pericentric heterochromatin.